AUGGAACAGCUAUUUGAUUAUGACAAUGUUAGUGACUACUUAUCUGGUUAUGAUGAAAUAAAUGCUGAGAAAAAUGAUACUGAUGACCAUAAUGAUGCCAUUCAAGUCACGGUUGAUUCAUUUGCAAAGCAAAAUGCUGGUGUUCAUCAACCAAAAAAGGUCGAAGAUAUUGAUUUGCAUCGUGAUAGUAGUUCAAGAUCUAAUAACCUUCAGCCCAAAGUGUUAUUCACUGAUGAUGACCCAGCAAUGAUUGCUGCAGUUCAUGUUUCAUAUCCACAGACAUGGCAUAUGUUAUGUAUUUACCACCUUCUUGAGAAUGUUAAAAAAAAGGCAAGGGCCAAGCUCCGAGCAAGAUAUUAUGAUAUGUUGACAAAGUAUGAGUUAUGUUAUUCAUAUCUAGAAAAGCUUUAUAAUAGUCGUACUUCAUGGGCAAAAUAUUCAGUAGCAAAGGUGUUUACGGCAGGUAUGGAAUCUACACAACGUGUUGAAUCUAUCAUUGGCGUUAUUAAAAAACAUGUUGACCAUGGCACCUUACUAAAGGAAUUGGUUAAUGUUAUUGAACAAGAAUUAGAGAAGGAAGCUCA
Cetraspora pellucida is the source of this 584-nucleotide messenger RNA. NCBI's taxonomy places the organism in Eukaryota, Fungi, Glomeromycota, Glomeromycetes, Diversisporales, Gigasporaceae. The record is from the annotation of a GenBank genome assembly.